Molecule: messenger RNA, 696 nt
Organism: Solanum verrucosum
Lineage: Eukaryota; Viridiplantae; Streptophyta; Magnoliopsida; Solanales; Solanaceae
Exons: 1
Coding region: 1-696 (231 amino acids)
Source: RefSeq, a predicted model, not a curated record
AUGGGGUUCCUUCAAUCUCACUAUGACUAUUCCCUAUUUACAAAGAAAGUGAAAAAUGAACUCCUAGUCAUUUUAGUAUAUGUAGAUGAUCUCCUUAUUACUGGAAGCAACCUAAAUCUUAUUCAGCAAGUUAAAAAAGACUUGCAACAAAGGUUCAAAAUAAAGGACCUUGGAGAGUUGAAAUUUUUUUGUGGAAUUGAAUUCUCCAGAACAACUGAGGGCAUUCUUAUGAAUCAGAGGAAGUAUGCAUUAGGACUUUUUUCUGAAUUGGGACUAGCAGGAUGCAAACUUGCUUCCUCUCCAUUGGAGUUUAAUCACAAGCUAACAUCUACUACGUUUGAUGAAUGCACUGGAAAAAAUACAAAUGCAGAAGACAAACCACUUGAUGACUGUGGAAGGCAUCAAAGGAUAGUUGAAAGACUAUUGUACUUAACUGUGACUAGGCCUGACAUAGCCUUUGUAGUUCAAGUACUCAGCCAAUGUAUGUACUCAACUAAACAGUCUCAUAUGGAAGCUGCACUCAGAGUGGUGAGAUAUAUAAAAGGAAUUGUUGGUCUUGGACUAUUUAUGCCAAGUAAGAAAUGUUCAGAGUUAGUAGCAUUUUGUGACUCAGAUUGGGGAGCUUGUAUGGAAUCCAGGAGAUCAGUAACAGGCUAUGUAGUGAAACUGGGCAAUGCAAUGAUAUCUUGGAAGUAA